This is a messenger RNA of Salvia hispanica, 309 nucleotides long. RefSeq lists its product as uncharacterized. NCBI's taxonomy places the organism in Eukaryota, Viridiplantae, Streptophyta, Magnoliopsida, Lamiales, Lamiaceae. The record is from RefSeq and is a predicted model, not a curated record.
AUGCGUCAGCGAGAAGAUGCCUUCAGAAAAAGCAAGGAGCUCCUAUUCGCCGAGAUCUCCAAUUUCACCGGAUUGAAAUUGGAGGAUUUCAGCAGCAAGUGGCGUAGGAUGGACAGCGAUGAGAAAUUGGUUUUGGUUAGGGGUUUUGUGGCGGAGUGGAGCGCGCAUUUUCAUCCGUUGUCGGCGAGGUCUGUCAAGGAAUUGGUGGACGACUACGUUGCUGGAAUGAGUGAUUUUUCGGAUUCUGGUAAUUUGUUCUCUGGUUUGGGGAAAUUGUUUGGAUUUGGUAGUGAUGAUAUUGAUAGCUAG